This is a messenger RNA of Alligator sinensis (Chinese alligator), 2428 nucleotides long. It is a transcript of the gene CAPZA2, whose product is annotated as capping actin protein of muscle Z-line subunit alpha 2. The transcript is spliced from 9 exons. Lineage: Eukaryota; Metazoa; Chordata; Crocodylia; Alligatoridae. The annotation marks the transcript as partial. The record is from RefSeq and is a predicted model, not a curated record. Gene Ontology annotation, cellular component: F-actin capping protein complex; actin cortical patch. Gene Ontology annotation, biological process: actin cytoskeleton organization; barbed-end actin filament capping. Gene Ontology annotation, molecular function: actin filament binding.
UUUAAGGUGCGCAUAGCGGCAAAAUUCAUCAUUCAUGCUCCUCCUGGGGAAUUUAAUGAGGUGUUCAAUGAUGUUCGAUUACUGCUUAACAAUGAUAAUCUUCUCAGGGAAGGAGCAGCCCAUGCAUUUGCACAAUACAACCUGGACCAGUUUACUCCAGUAAAAAUUGAUGGUUACGAUGAGCAGGUGUUGAUAACAGAACAUGGCGACUUGGGCAAUGGUAAAUUUUUGGAUCCAAAAAACAAGGUCUCCUUUAAAUUUGAUCACUUAAGAAAAGAGGCUACUGAUCCUAGGCCCCAUGAAGCUGAAAAUGCAUUAGAAUCCUGGAGAAAUUCAAUUGAGACUGCAGUGAGAGCCUAUGUGAAAGAACACUACCCAAGUGGUGUCUGCACAGUGUACGGUAAAACAAUUGAUGGACAGCAAACCAUUAUUGCAUGUAUAGAGAGCCAUCAGUUUCAAGCAAAAAACUUUUGGAAUGGCCGUUGGAGGUCAGAAUGGAAGUUUACAAUCACCCCUUCAACUACUCAGGUGGCUGGCAUCUUGAAAAUUCAGGUUCAUUAUUAUGAAGAUGGUAACGUCCAGUUAGUGAGCCAUAAAGAUGUACAGGAUUCUCUAACAGUUUCUAGCGAAGCCCAAACAGCAAAGGAAUUCAUAAAAAUUGUAGAGGCUGCAGAAAAUGAGUAUCAGACUGCCAUCAGCGAGAAUUAUCAGACAAUGUCGGACACUACCUUCAAAGCCUUACGUCGACAGUUGCCAGUUACCCGCACUAAGAUUGACUGGAACAAGAUCCUUAGCUACAAGAUUGGAAAAGAGAUGCAGAAUGCUUAAGACGAACAUUGCAUGACUGGAUCAUUUUAGUGUCCUUGUAUAGAAAUAAAACUUAUUACAAAAAGUAUUUGGAACGGUCAAGUCACCCAGUCAGCAUGGGCUUUUGCCAUUGAAAAAUCACUGUAAGUAGUUUGGUUAGAGCACAAAGCUUAGCUAAUUGACCAUUUUUUUUCUUUCUGUUUUUUCCUUUUCUCAGAGCAUUGCAAAAUCAGUGUAGCUCAAAUUCUUUUCAAGUUUCUGUUGUACCUUGACAUUUUUAUAAUGAAAACCAUGCCUUUAGUUUUCAAUUGAAAAUUAAGAACAGUUCAAAAAACUAUUUUUGCAUACAAUAACCCUUUAUCUCUUGCUUUCAUAAGAAGUGGGCGACUUUUGAAAUUUGCUGGAUUCCUCAAAGAAAUUGUUAAUGUACAUUUCUAGUUCAAGGCUCAUCAUGAAUUUUGCCAUAGGUGCUGCUGUAGAAACCAUCUAUCCCUUCAUUGUAUGUAAGAUUGGGAAAGCAUUUUCUAUAUUAUGUUUAAAUCUUCCAAAAUACUUAUUUAGCUAGCUCAGUGUUAACUAAACUUUUUUUAAAUAAGGCCAAGGUCUAAUGCUGUUUUAAGAUUAUCAAAUUAAAUAAAAAUACUUAUUUCAGAAAUGCAUUUAAUGCUUUGUUCCUGACAGUUACUUAAAUGAACUCAAAUUCCAUCUGCCCUUGAGUUUAUUUUUUAUCAUACAGCCACAAAUGUAUUAUAACAAGGCAUACUGUAAUAUAUAUAAUCCUGUACUCAUUACCAUGUCUUUCAGUUUAUUUUUCUUGGAUUGAAAUGUACUAAAAUUCAAUGUGACAUUAAAAUGCAAAUUUUCUAUUUAUUUGAGCAGCAAAUUGCUUAAUGAUAUAUCAUAUUAUGUGGUAUUUAUAAAAGAUGAAACCUGCUUGAAGCAGAUAUUUUUCCCGUCUGAAAUUUGUGGAGUUUUAUGGCUGUAUUAGAAAACCUGGGUGUACGUGCGGCUUGCUGUAACAUUAUACGUUUUGUCUUCAUAAAUGUAAGGAGCGUGUUCAUAAUAUGCCAUUGACAGCUGUUCAUGUUGACUGUAGGGAACUGAAGAAACUUACAACAAUAGUGAAGACAAAGAAUUCUGAUAGAAUGGGGGAGAAUAUUUUCUUUAUCUGUUGCAGUUGGGAGUGAGAAACGGUUUUAGGGUUAAACAAAGACCUUCCAGUUUCAGUGUACACAGAAAAACUUUUUAGUGGUUUGAAAGGUAAACAGUUGCCUUUAAAACUAUGUAUGAAAGUAUAAUCUUACCACUUGCUGAAACGUGCUUAUGUUCCUAAUUUAACACUAUAAGAAUUUUUUUUAAUUAAUUGAAUGCAUUUUUAUAGGUGUUAAACUUAACUGGGAUUAUGGGAGUUCCUGUAGAACAAAGGCAUUAUAUGAAUUCUUAUUUGUUUGUUUUUUUAAGGAUUCUAAUCAUUUACUUUAAGUCUAGGUCAUGGCAUAGGAUGAAGGUGAACAUAGAUUUGUGCAAAGUUUUAUUAUUAUAAAAAAUGCACGAGUGUUCUACUUUAAUCUUCAACUUUCAACUGUAUUUUUUCAGAAUAAUAAAAACACUGAAAUAGAAA